Messenger RNA from Brassica napus (rape), 2254 nucleotides. RefSeq names its product putative nuclease HARBI1. The coding region runs from base 865 to 2106 and encodes 413 amino acids. The transcript has 5 exons. The record is from RefSeq and is a predicted model, not a curated record. NCBI's taxonomy places the organism in Eukaryota, Viridiplantae, Streptophyta, Magnoliopsida, Brassicales, Brassicaceae.
GUGUCGUGGUCACGAAAAAAAAAAUCAUUCGACACAAACGUAGAAAAAAAAACUCUCGAAGAAACAGAAGGCGAUUUUCGAUCCAUCUCGUUCCAUCUUCUUCCCUCGCGUUCCAAGGUAAAUCGAGAGGAAUCUGUAGAUUUAUGGUUAAGCAAACAUGGGCCAAGACUAUAGCUACACCCAGCCUUCCUCAUCAGACGAGUAUGACUUGACCUCACUGCUUGAAGCUGAAGCGGCUUUGUACGCCGAAGAAGCUGAGAGUAGCUACAACAUUGGUGAGCCUGUUCAGUGCCCACCUCAGCCGUUUCAGUACUUAUGUGGGGGACAUACAAAUGCGGAGGAGAUGCGUGCCUUUGAGACACAACUUAGUCUUCUCAAGGAUCAAGUUCGUGCGAGUGACCAGAAGCUGGCUACGCUCGAGAAGACCCUGUGUGAUGAGUUAUGCAAGAAGACAUCAUGGGUUACAAUUCUUGGAGUAUCUCUUCUGCUGAGCCUUUUACUUUUAAUAGCGGUGAUAAUUCUUGGAGGAACAGCUUCGAAGGAUAGUAGAAGACUAUCUAACGUGGAGACUGUCUUUAAGGUUCCGCAGUAAAAGAGGAAGCAAGUCACGGGUGCCUUUGGAGUGGUGAAAGUCUUUUCUUCUGUAGCUCAUGUGAAGCAAGUCACGGGAAGUCCUUUUUCUGCUAUAAGUUUGUGUCACGGUUUCUAUCUUGCCAUCACUUCUUCCUUCCUUUUUUUUCCCGAUUCCAAUCUGGUCGAGAAGAAGUUGUUUUAGUUUAUUGUUGUUGUAACAUUUAGCUACUACUCCAAGUUGUAAGUUUGGCUACAACUCUAUCUUGCCAUCAGUACUAUUUUUAAUCAGAUAUGUCAUCAUCUUCAUCCGAUGAAGUCGAUGAAAGAUUGGACGAAAUUUGUGAAGAAUACGUAGAAGAAAUAUACAACGACAUAGUGGAGGCCCAAACCAUACCGCAAAGGACACAUGCAUAUGUAGAACGACACCGCGAAGGAGGACAAGACCAAUUAUGGAAUGAUUACUUCAGCGAAAAUUCGACUUUCUCGACUCAAUUAUUCAGACGCCGUUUCCGCAUGAAUAAGGAAUUAUUCUUGCGUCUUGUUCAUGGCCUAGAAGCGUCCUUUCCAUUCUUUCAGCAAAGAAGAGAUGCAACCGGCAGGUGGAGUCUUACUGCACUACAAAAAUGUACUGCAGCUAUUCGUCUGCUCGCUUAUGGUACCGCGGCCGACACCGUUGACGAAUAUCUGCGACUUGGUGAGACCACUGCACUUUCGUGUUUACAUAAUUUUACUGACGGAAUAAUACUGUUAUUCGGAGAAGAGUAUCUACGACGACCCACACCGGAGGAUCUUCAACGACUACUCGAUAUUGGAGAGAAACGAGGGUUUCCUGGGAUGGUCGGGAGCAUUGACUGUAUGCACUGGGAGUGGAAAAAUUGCCCAACCGCUUGGAAAGGACAAUACGCCCGUGGAUCAGGAAAACCGACAAUUGUAUUAGAGGCUGUAGCAUCCCAAGAUCUUUGGAUAUGGCACGCCUUUUUUGGUCCUCCAGGUACCUUAAACGAUAUUAAUGUCCUCGAUCGGUCUCCUGUUUUUGAUGAUAUUUUACAAGGUCGAGCUCCGAGGGUAAAGUACGUGGUCAACGGACACACGUAUAAGUUGGGGUACUACCUCACAGACGGUAUAUAUCCAAAAUGGUCAACAUUUAUCCAAUCUAUUACCCUUCCUCAAACUCCUCAACAAGAGUUAUUUGCUAAAGUUCAAGAAGCAACCCGGAAAGAUGUGGAGCGGGCUUUUGGAGUACUUCAAUCUCGAUUUGCAAUUGUGAGAAAUCCGGUCAAAACAUUGAACAAAGACAAGAUAGAGAAGAUUAUGCGAGCAUGUAUCAUACUUCACAAUAUGAUAGUCGAAGAUGAACGGGAUGGAUACUCUCGUAUUGAUAUAUCUGAAUUUGAAGAAGGAGACGUCCCCAGAUGUUCAGAAGUGGAAACCGAGUGGCCAACAAAUCUGAAUAAUAUCUUUCCCACUCGAAAUGAUCUUCGUGAUAGGCAAACACAUGAACGGUUGAAAACUGAUUUAAUUCAAAAUAUUUGAAAUAAAUUUGGUGAAGAAGAUUAGAAAUUAUUCUAUCUUUAUGUAAAAUUAAUGUUCUUUUCUUUAAUUGUUGUCUUUUUAUGUUUAAUUAAUGUAUUUUAUGUUUAAUUAUGGAAUUUUAUGUUUAAUUAUGGAAUUUUUUGUUUAU